AUGCUUUGCUGCACAACGCUUGGUGAAGAGGCUCACCAUCUGCUAGAGUAUCGCAUGUUCGCUGGAAUGUCAGCAAAGAUCGCGCCGCAGGGCUCGCUCUCCGGGGCCUUCGCGACCCUUGACAUCACAGGCGAAGGGGAGGUGAGACUUCCAGGCUUCAGAGCUGCGCUGCUUCAGUUCGGCGACCUAAACCUUACAGACGAGCAGGUGAACAAGCUCUGGAAGAUUGCACAAGCUCUGGGAGGGUGCAAGGAUGAAGCGAUGGACUUCAUGUCCUUUAAGACUGUCUUCGGCCCGUCCGCCGUCGAAGCUCCGGGCGAUGCAGGUGAUGGCGAGGACGAUGCUGCCAGAGCUGCAAAGCGCGACCCAGGGCCGAGCCUUGAGGAGUCGUGCUUUCAUCUGUAUCGGCUACAGCGGACGGAAGUGCUUCGAGCUGCCAUCUUCCGUUCAGCUCCGGAGGUCUUUCUUCCACUGGAGCUCUUGUCUGCGGCGGUUCGAGAGGCUGCGCCGGAGCUUUCCGACGACGAGGUGUCUCAGGUUUGCCGACUGGCCUUCGUGGUGGACAGAGGCUCAAAGCUUCUGUGUCAGGUUCCAGCCAUGUGCACAGAGAUUGACUGGGACCGUGUCUGGCAAGAAGAUUUCUCAGCUGUGAAAGAAUUCUUCCAUGCCUGCCUGGAAGUUCGGAGUAGUCAAGAAAGUGGUCGAGGAGUAUGGGCAGCAGGGCCGCUGAGAGUUGGGGAGCUUCUUGUCGCCGAGAGAGCUCUGGGCAUAGCUCCGGAAGCUGAACUGGGGCCAACUCUGGCGAAGAUGCAGUCAGACCUGGCCCCACUGGAUUGGAAACGGCUGAACCUGAUGUGUGACGGGGAGGAGCUGCCGACAUUCUCGGAUGCAGUGCCGCUGCCAGCAUGGCCGAGUCAGGCAUAUCCACUGUGCCCAGAGCAGUACAGCCCAGAACAUGCCAUCUCCGUGCGACGAAUGAGCCGAAUCGUUGAUUUGAAUGCAUAUAGGUGUGCUUCCCCUGUGAGUGAAUACGCGUUCACGGACGGUGAGCCGCAACGAAGCGAGCAGGAGCGUCACGAGAGCUAUGGCGUCUUUCCCUUGGCGUCCUUGUUCAAUCAUACCUGCGCGCCGAACAUGUCCAAGGUCUUACUCAAGGACUGGGUGUUGCUGAGGGCGGCGCGUGACAUCGAAGCAGGAGAGGAGCUGACCCAAUUCUAUUGCGACAUACGGAUGCCCGUUGAGAUGAGACAGAAGGAGCUGCAAGAUCUCUUUGGUUUCCUUUGUGGCUGUCAAAGAUGUCGCUUCGAGCUAUUGCUGCAGAAGACGGAGCAGGACCUGGAACCCUGGAGACGACUCUAUAGCUCAGAAGUUCCAGGAUUUCAUCAGAAGUUGGGACCUAUCCAGGUGUCUCAGCUUGAAGGCCUCGUCUGUGAGGCCGAAACAGCGGCCCGAAAGGCCUUUAAGAGCUUAGAGAGAGAGCAUAGCGCCGCUGCAGAGAGCUGGGAGAGCUGGCUGCUGUGGCCCCUGGUGCCUGCCUUCCAGCAGCUUGCAGCGCGGCUACGGCUGGACGGCCGACGAGCUGAAAGUAUGGAAUUCUGGAAGCGAGCGGAAUCAUUCGCAAGGGCCGUAGUUCCAUUAUCCAAUAUACAUCUCCACAUCCAUGCCGAGAUGCUUCUAACAAAGUGCAGCAAAGAACUGCUGGAAGAGAGUCUUAGGAUGGUGGCCGCAGCAUUUGGUGGGGGUUCGGCCGUGUGGCAGAGGCUAUUUGGCUUUCGGAUGACCAGAGAAGUAGCAGAACUCGCCGACGUGUGCAGCUCAAGCCUAAUGCCUGAGCCGUCUCCGAUCCACUAUCAAUGGGUGAGGUCGGCCAACGGUACUUCGGAGCUCCUGACUCUUUGGUCGACAGCAUUUCAGCGACAGAGUGAAAUUGUGGUUGAUGUGUCGCCGGAAGUGGUUAUUGUGAGUGCACCAGGCGCCCUUCAGCAAACUGUCAGAUGCCACCUCAAAGCAAGGGUUGAUUCCAUCCUCACCAAGUUCUCGAAGCGCCGCCGAUGCCUGACGCUGCACAUCCCCAUGGAGCCGGACAGCACAUCGGAAAAGAAUCAAUCAGCGAGAGAUGCCUAUUCCUAUGGCCAUCUUCUUGAACGUCUAGAAAAUGACAAGAAGGAUUUCCAUCCCUUGAACCUGCGUGAGCGUGGCCCAGCCGCCGACAUGUGCCGCUACAUCGACCAGCGACUUCAGGCCCAAGGCUUCGUCUCUUUGGCUUCGGCCAUGCAGGACGCGGAGGUGCUGCGAGCGGACAUCCUCCUCGAUCGACUUCUGAACUACUUGCCGCAACCGAUUCGUCCAGAGGACCAGCGCGUGGUGGAGAACAUGCUCCGCCUGGGCCGCCCGUUGCGCGAUGGCAUGUUGGAUGCCGCAGAGUUCUGCCAAAGGUUUGAGCUGCUGGCACGCAACGGCGCCGUUGCUGGCCGGGAGCCUGUUGCACCAGUGAGUCCUUCACGGUCUGCCCGUGAUGCCAGACUGCAGCUGAGGGAGAAGGUUCGGCUGCCAAGCGCCUGGCUGGCUUGUCCCCGCUCUUGGGCCUCAAGGAUGCUCGGGCGCAACCGUGGCCGGUCAAAGGGACCUGCAAGCCGUGAGCCGGUACCUCCGCCACCUCCAGGCCCUCCGGGCCCUCCGGGCCCUUCGGAGGAGACUCAGAGGCCGCCAGGAGAUGGCAGAGCACAAUAA
This is a messenger RNA of Symbiodinium sp. CCMP2456, 2730 nucleotides long. The record is from the annotation of a GenBank genome assembly. NCBI's taxonomy places the organism in Eukaryota, Dinophyceae, Suessiales, Symbiodiniaceae.